Molecule: messenger RNA, 2049 nt
Organism: Seriola dumerili (greater amberjack)
Lineage: Eukaryota; Metazoa; Chordata; Actinopteri; Carangiformes; Carangidae
Gene: cspg5a
Product: chondroitin sulfate proteoglycan 5
Exons: 5
Coding region: 356-1960 (534 amino acids)
Biological process (GO): nervous system development
Source: RefSeq, a predicted model, not a curated record
CCUGCCUCCACCGCCACUACUACUACCACCACUACCACCACCACCACCACCCCACCCUCGCUUCGCCAUCUCCGACCGCUGUUGUAAAGCGAUGGAGCCGUAACCAACCUCAGUGUGCUGAACUGAGCCGAGCGUGUGAAGCCGCGGCGGAUACGAGGAGACAGCUGAGACCAGGCGGCUAUGGAGGAGAAGCGCAGCGAGGCUGGAGUCUAGACUGCACGCAAAUCAACUGACCCACUCGUCCGGAUUACUUUUUUGCCACAUUUUUUGAACUCUACUGCCACUGUUAGAACAGGGACUUUAUAUAUAUAUAUUUUCCCACCCGAUCAUCUUAGGCUACCACUGCUCGGCGAGGAUGCAGGGGAAGGAGGCGAGCUUUUGCACGGGAUGCUGGAGACUAACGCUGCUGUCGUGCGUCCUGGCUCUGCACUUGAUCCCGCCGGCUGUCCACGGAAACGUUGUCGGGACCAAUGUCACGGUGCCGGACAGCACGACCAAUGUGACCUCCCCCCUCAGCGAGGAGGAAGGGCCUGUUAAGGUCAACGAGGUCGUCGUCACUGUAACCGGGAUGGGCAGCUCGGCCAGUCCCGACGCCAUCAGCACUGUGACCCAGAGGGCGGGCCGCGUCCCCCGUGCCGGCGAGGAGGAGGAGCAGAGCAGCGGCAUGUUUGGCGAAUCGGUGAUUCCUGCGGUGGAGGAAGUGGGUGUGGCAGCCCCGCCGCAGCUCAGCCCCGAUUCGGCCGAGACGGAGCACCUGCUGCCCAGCACCCCACGUAAACAGGAUGCCAUGGAGGGCGAGGAGGAGGAAGAGGAGGAGGAGGAGGAGCGUCUGCCGCACACCGACCCACCUUGGAUCCACGCCAAGGACACAGCCGUGUUUGACCUGGACCACCUUUUCACCACCACUGCCCCGCCCCCAGCCAACCCCUCUAACCCCGACGUCCUCCAUGUCGACUUUUUCGACCCUUCCUCCCGUGGGCGCAAUCUGGACCUGGCCCCGCCCUCUCCUUCAUCACUGGCCCAUGAGCUGCAGGGUGGCGACCCGACCUCCUGGGCGAUGCCGGACAACUACGACUACCUCACGCCCUAUGAGGACGGCGUGUCCCCCACACCCGACGAGUACACCUACAGCACCACAACUGACGCCUACGAGAGCGACGAAGACCUCCGACUGUCUACCGGGUCUCGCUCCAGGCCCCAGGUCCCGGGUUCUGGCCCGUUCAUCCCAGGGGCGUCACUCCCUGGUGCGGGAGCGCCGGUACCAAACAAGCCUGUGGCGGCUCCUCCGGCGGCCUCACCAGUGGACGGGUCAGACGGGUUGGGCGGAUGCCGCGUGGGCUACCAGAUGGUGAACGGAAGCUGCCGCUCGCCCUGCGACUCGCUGCCCAACUACUGUUUCAACGGGGGACAGUGUUACCUGCUGGAGGGCAUGGGAGUCUUCUGCAGGUGUAACGUCCAGGACUACAUCUGGCACAAGGGUGCUCGCUGCGAGUCGGUGGUGACCGAGUUCCAGGUGAUGUGUCUGGCCGUGGGCGCCUCGGCUCUGGUGGUCCUGCUGCUCUUCAUGAUCGUCGUCUGCUUCGCCAAGAAGCUCCAUGUGCUCAAGACGGAGAACAAGAAGCUGCGCAAGCGCAGCAGUAAGUACCGGCCUUCAUCGGAGCAGCACAAUGAUAAUUUCUCGCUGUCCACCAUCGCUGAGGGCUCCCACCCAAAUGUAAGGAAACUGUGCGACACCCCUCCUAACGUCCCUCAUGCCCGUGCAUUGGCUUACUAUGAUAACAUUAUCUGUCAGGAUGAUCCUAAUUCCCAGAACAAGCUGGAGGACCCGGUGAAGGCCUCGCCCAAGGAGGACGACUCCCUCAACAUCCACAACUCUCUGACCCCCAAACACGAGAACCACAAGGUCCUGGGCGAGGAGAACUCCUCGGAGGUAAACUCACUGCAGAACAACAUGAUGUGAAAACAAAAAACAACACAACCCCAGCAACCUGACAACACCACACCGAAAACGUCAAGGUGCGCCGGCAACGGGAGUCCCCCUCCACCCCC